GGAAGCUAUUGCGCUUUGUUUCGCUGCCUUGCUCGCUGCGUAGUUGCCACAAACGGGCUUGGGGUCGAGGAGGUGCGAAAUCCCGAACUCGCACAGACUUCUGCAGCGGAGUGAAGGGAGGCGCAGCUUCGCAGUUAGGGCUGCGCUUGGCCUCCCCGCGGCCUCACGACAUACAGAAGGUCAAAGUGAACGCGACGGAGCACAGCGGCCGGGCUCAGGAGCGUCCUACGAGGAGUCGGCAUCAGCGGCAUUUCGAAUCUGGCCUCUCCGCGCUCGCACCUGGAGCGUCGCCGUAACCCGCUGCUGAGCGCGCUGGGUUUAGCUAUAUCAUAGGUGUAUUGGGCUCUCAGGCACCUGCGAAAAUCGUGCCGGUGAGAAGCUUCGGCUUGCGCAGGCACGGCGUGCCUCCCGAACCCAGCUUGGUCCCGCGCCCACCACCUCCCUUUCCCCUCGCACCCCGCAUCCGCCCCUCCCCACACUGCUGCCAUCCGUCGAUUCCAUCAUGUGUUGUGGCAAUCAUCACCUCCUCAAAGCCCGCUUCAUUUGCCCCUCCUCCUCGCCACGCACUGUCAACCUGGCCGCCUCAACGGUCGUCCUCUUCAGUGCAGCCGUGCAGUACAACUCGCUGCUGGCCGCCAGUGGCCAGGAGGAUGCGUUGCCUCCACGCGCUCCUUCAGGGCACGGCCUGCAGCUGCAGAUUAGUGCGCGCUAAGCUCACUAGUCUUCUUGUUCUUGAUUGUAGCCUGGGCUUGCAGCACACAGUUGCGAGCCAUUAGACAGACACGGCGGCGCUCAGACUCCCGCACCGCCACGGCCUCGGGGAGGCUUGGGGUUGCCCUUGGGUUUCGUGCCGGUGCUGGGCGUGCUGGGGUCGGGCUCCAUGGAUCCGGCCUGCACGUGUCGAACCCGAGUUCAAAUCCCGUCAGGCUGUCGCCCCCUUCACUCCGCUGCAGAAGUCUGUGCGAGUUCGGCCGAGACCCUCAUCGGCGCCCCUGCCCAGCCGCACGUUUCGCCCCCAAACUUGAUGUCAACCUCUCCAAUUUGAGCCCCGCUUUCCACAGCGUCAAGCCCUAAUAUCAGGCGAGGCCUGGCGAGGUUUUGCCCGCACCCCCGUCCGCUUAGGAGUACGGCAGAGCCCCGGAAUCUAUGUCCUUGCGCGUCCGCUUGGCAUGCAGGUCUGUACCCUGUGAAGCUUAGGUGACCUGGUGACUAGCUGGGCUUGGUUGGACGGCCAAAGCCCCUUGUCUCGCGUUGUGCCCCCACAUGCGAACACACCUUGGAGUGUCCUAGCGCCCGGGCUCUUGCUAUGGUGAAAGCGCUACGUUUGAUUUCUGUUGGAUGCGGGCGGCGUGGGCAGGGUGCGUGUGUGGGGGCAACAUGCGACAAUGGACAAGGCGAAGUUCGGUCAAGGGCUUUUGGAUGGCCCUGCGCCUUCUGGGCCAUAUGCAUAUAUGCAUAUAGA
Chlamydomonas reinhardtii is the source of this 1462-nucleotide messenger RNA. RefSeq lists its product as uncharacterized. The record is from RefSeq and is a predicted model, not a curated record. The coding region runs from base 503 to 712 and encodes 69 amino acids. NCBI's taxonomy places the organism in Eukaryota, Viridiplantae, Chlorophyta, Chlorophyceae, Chlamydomonadales, Chlamydomonadaceae. The transcript has a single exon.